AUGCUUUUCAAGCCGCUCGCCCUUGCAGCGACCGCCGCUGCUGUCCUCAUCGUCCCAGAGACUUCUGACAAGGACGACAGCAUCUUCCGCACUCUUCCCAUCGAGGUCGACACUUUUGAGAUCCCCGAGACCGCCUAUGGUCAAGUCGUAGACGUCCCUUGCCUCCAGUGCCGCGGCCAUGAUAGCCAACUCGAACUCAAUUUCGGCAUUCAAGACCGUCGUCUGGUAUUAAACGGCUUCGAACUCUAUCCUCACGCCGACCCUUGGAACGGAGACCUGUCAGCAGCUGUUAUCAAGGCCAAUGGCAAGAGCGAUAUGCGUCGACUGGGAUAUGGCUUGGCUAUUCGUCCUGAAGGAGUCGAUAAGGAUCAACAUCUCGAGGUUGUCAACGUCGAAGUCAGGAUCAUCGAAGUCGGCGACCGUUUUGUCGACGGCGUCCCUCCUGUCACAGUAAAGCUCAUCAAGGCUCCUGUUGGCGAGAUCAUCAUCGGAAGCAUCGAGGUCAAGGGUGAUGGCGAGAAGGCACCAGAGGACUGUGAUAUGUGGUGCCGCGCCAAGGGCAUGGUCCACGAUACCUGGAAAAAUGUCAGCAAGUUCAAGGGUAAGGGCUGCCACGGAAUGAAGGGUAAGGGUAAGGGCCAUGGUCACGGUCGCAAGCCCCAUCACGGUCAUGGUAAGGGUGAGAACAAGCCUACCGACAACUUCAAGCACGGUCCUCUCGUCAACAAGGCCCCCGAGCAGUCGUGGAGUGAUGUUUUUACACACGUCACGGCAUAUAUUAUCAUCCCUGUCCUUAUGGGUGUUGCUGCCGGUGUCGGAGUUGCAUUUUUCACCAUGUUCCUUUGUGCCAUGGUUCUCCGCGUGAUCCGCAUGUUCAAGGGCGAAUCUGCCGACUCCGAGCCUGAGCUUGCCCCUGGUGCUACUCACAAGGCCGCCAUCACCGAAAUGCUUGCUGAAGACGAAAAGUCCGGUCUUAUGGUCGACGAGGAGGCUCUUCCCCAGUACGAGCCACGCAACUAG
Molecule: messenger RNA, 1020 nt
Organism: Fusarium proliferatum ET1
Lineage: Eukaryota; Fungi; Ascomycota; Sordariomycetes; Hypocreales; Nectriaceae
Exons: 2
Coding region: 1-1020 (339 amino acids)
Source: RefSeq, a predicted model, not a curated record